CCGCGCCCCCGGCCCGAAAUAGCGCGGGGCGGGGUCGGCACCGCCAUGGCGAGGCAACCUGCAAAGACGCUGUGGUACGACCGCCCGCGGUACGUCUUCCUGGAGUUCUGUGUCGAGGACAGCACGGAUGUUAAGGUUGUCAUUGAGGACCAGCGGCUGGUGUUCAGUUGCAAAAAUGCAGAUGGUGUGGAGUUCUACAACGAGAUCAACCUGUAUGCCAGGGUCAACUCCAAGGACUCACAGGAGAAGCGCUCUGACCGCUCCAUCACGUGUUUUAUGAGGAAGUGGAAGGAGAAAGUGGCCUGGCCCCGCAUCACCAAGGAGAACAUCAAGCCAGCCUGGCUCUCCGUGGACUUCGACAACUGGCGAGACUGGGAAGGGGACGAGGAGGUGGAGAGGGCCAUGGUGGAGCAGUACGCAGAGCUCCUGGAGAAGGUGACGGACAAAGGCCCCCCGCCAGCCAUGGACGACCUGGAUUUCGCCACCAGGGUGGUGUCGUGCCGGGCGGCGGAGCUGCGGCCCGAGGGCGGCGGGGAGCCGGUGCGCGGGUUCCAGGUGGUGCUGGAGGACACCAUCCUCUUCCCCGAGGGCGGCGGGCAGCCGGACGACCGCGGCCUCAUCGGCGAUGUGCCGGUGCUGCGCGUGACCCGGCGGGGCCCCGAGGCCAUCCACUUCGUGCAGGCGGCGCUGGAGCCGGGCGCCGAGGUGCUGCUGUCGCUGGACUGGGAGCGCCGCUUCGACCACAUGCAGCAGCAUUCAGGACAGCAUCUCAUCACUGCUGUCGCAGAACAGAUGUUUGGAUUCAAGACGACUUCAUGGGAGCUGGGCCAUCAGCGAAGUCUCAUUGAGCUGGACACCCCCUCCAUGACAGCAGAGCAAAUAGAGGCCCUGGAGAGGAGUGUGAAUGAGAAAAUCCGGGAGAGGGUACCCGUGAUGGUGAGGGAACUGGCUGCAGAUGACCCUGAAAUUGAAACAGUGAGAAGCCGUGGUUUGCCAGAUGACCACGCGGGGCCGGUGCGAGUUGUCGACAUCGAAGGCAUAGACUCCAGCACGUGCUGUGGGACUCAUGUCUCCAACCUGAGUGACUUGCAGGUUAUUAAACUCCUUGGCACAGAAAAAGGGAAAAAGAACAAAACCAACUUGGUUUUCCUGGCAGGAAACAGAGUGCUGAAGUCAAUCGAACAAAGUCACAGUACUGAGAAGGCUCUAACCUCACUGCUCAAAAAUGGACCAGGUGAGCAUGUAGAGGCUGUGAAGAGACUGCAGAGUUCUGUGAAACUGCUUCAGAAGAAUAACUUGAACCUGCUUAGAGACAUUGCUGUUUUGAUAGCCCGGGACUUCAAGAGCAAACCUGUUCAAAGUCAGCUGUUUGUGUUACACAGGAAAGAGGGUGACUCUGAAUUUAUGAAUAUCAUCGCUAAUGAGAUUGGGACAGAGGAAACCCUGCUGUUCCUGACGGUGGGAGAUGAAAAAGAAGCGGGACUCUUUCUUCUAGCCGGACCUGUUGAAGCAGUUGAGAAUUUAGGUCCCAGGGUGGCAGAGCUGCUGGGAGGCAAAGGAGCUGGGAAGCGAGGCCGCUUUCAGGGCAAGGCAACCAAGAUGAGUCGGCGAGGAGAAGUGCAAGCUCUGCUCCAGGAAUUCAUCAGCCGUUGAAGCCCUGAAGUGUAAGAAACAAUUCUGAAAGUAGGGCUGUCUUCCCUGCUUUGCAUAAGCUCCACCAACUUCUCUCCCAGAGAAUAAAGACAUAA
Gymnogyps californianus (California condor) is the source of this 1748-nucleotide messenger RNA. RefSeq names its product prostaglandin E synthase 3 like (gene PTGES3L). Gene Ontology annotation, molecular function: alanine-tRNA ligase activity; nucleic acid binding; Ser-tRNA(Ala) deacylase activity. Lineage: Eukaryota; Metazoa; Chordata; Aves; Accipitriformes; Cathartidae. The transcript is spliced from 17 exons. The coding region runs from base 46 to 1653 and encodes 535 amino acids. Gene Ontology annotation, cellular component: nucleus; cytosol. Gene Ontology annotation, biological process: chaperone-mediated protein complex assembly; alanyl-tRNA aminoacylation; protein folding. The record is from RefSeq and is a predicted model, not a curated record.